AUGGAGUGGUUCAGGGUAGUGCUACAGCAAUACGAUUGUAACUUUAAAGCGAUUCGCAUUUAUGAAUCCAAAGCUUUCUGUUGCCAUCAAUUCCUGACUCCAUGUCUUUAUUCAGUAACUGUACGAGAGCUUGCGAGCUUUCAUAUCCUGAUGCACCAAAAGAACGUGGUCAAGACGAACUUUCUCGGCGGUCUUUUCAUUUUAAAUAUUGUUGUGAACGACGAUAUUUCAAAAUUAUUUGGUGUAAGUGAGCGAUAUGGCAGUGAGCGACAGAAUCCGUUUGAAGACGUGAGCAAGGAUUCUUGCUCUCACAUAAAAAUCGGGUUGAAGCCAUCCAGAAUAUAUGAAGCAUGGAACUGCUAA
This is a messenger RNA of Plasmopara halstedii, 363 nucleotides long. RefSeq lists its product as uncharacterized. The transcript has 3 exons. Bases 1 to 363 code for a protein of 120 amino acids. NCBI's taxonomy places the organism in Eukaryota, Oomycota, Peronosporomycetes, Peronosporales, Peronosporaceae. The record is from RefSeq and is a predicted model, not a curated record.